Tigriopus californicus is the source of this 656-nucleotide messenger RNA. Its product is annotated as glutathione peroxidase 7-like. Gene Ontology annotation, molecular function: glutathione peroxidase activity. Lineage: Eukaryota; Metazoa; Arthropoda; Copepoda; Harpacticoida; Harpacticidae. The record is from RefSeq and is a predicted model, not a curated record. Gene Ontology annotation, biological process: response to oxidative stress.
CUGUUAAGUUGGUGCCAAGUCUGGGGAAAAGUCCAGGAGGAAUUGUACCAACACAGAGUGGCUAAAAUUGAUAAUACCGAAGUGCCAUUGGCGCAAUACAAGGGCCAAGUCCUGCUCAUCGUGAACGUGGCUUCGGAAUGUGGUUUCACUGAUGGGCAUUAUAAGCAACUACAAAAAGUCUACUAUAUCCUGGGUGAUUCUGGCGUUUUUGAGAUAUUGGCCUUCCCUUGCAAUCAGUUUGGCAAUCAAGAACCCAAAUCCAACUCGAAAAUCUGGGAAUUCGCCACCAAAAAGUAUGGCGUCACUUUUCCCAUGUUUGCCAAGGUUCUCGUGACUGGAGCAGAUGCACACCCCUUUUGGCAAUAUAUUAAAGGUGUGACCGGUGUUGCCCCAAAUUGGAAUUUCUAUAAAUAUUUAGUCGACCAUGAAGGUACCUUAGUCCACAUCUUUGGUCCCGACGUCAGUGUGGAAGAUACCUUUGACCAAAUCCAAGGUCUUGUCGACCAAGCCAAAGCUGCCAAGAAGAUCAGUGACGAGUCUCCCAAAUCUGAGCUCUAAGAGCGAUUGAGUCUCCUUUAUUCAUUGCAUGGCAAAACUUCGAUAAAUAUUAAAUGAAGCAAAUAUUGCUGCAUACAACAAUCGAUUCUAAUUCAAGA